Messenger RNA from Boeremia exigua, 1062 nucleotides. RefSeq lists its product as uncharacterized. The record is from RefSeq and is a predicted model, not a curated record. Gene Ontology annotation, cellular component: cytoplasm. The coding region runs from base 1 to 1062 and encodes 353 amino acids. NCBI's taxonomy places the organism in Eukaryota, Fungi, Ascomycota, Dothideomycetes, Pleosporales, Didymellaceae. The transcript has a single exon.
AUGGCUUCAGCCGCAAAUCUGACAGCCCUGCCAAAGUCGAAAGCACAUACUAAGAACGGCUCUGCGUCCUCCGCUAAGCCUUCAGACGAGAGUGCGGCCGCACAUCACAAUAAGACACCAAUAUAUGAAAAUCCGGAUUUCGAACAUCCAGAUCAGCUAAGCUCAUGCGGUCCAAAAUACAACCAGAAUAUCGAACAGCUCGUAAUCGUUUGCUGUCAUGCUAUCUUCUAUCCCGAUGUCGAGGCGCCUAAUUUCCCUACACACAACCCCCAUGAUGAGGGCAACUGGCACCUCGCACCAUUUCAGAAGUCAGACGCAGCCACAGGGAAGCCUGGUGAGCAUGAGACAUUUCUUGCGCACAUCAAAGCAAGCCUCGACACUAUGACAACUGGUAGUAACGCAACUUGGAAAGAGGAUGUAGCGUGGAACCAAGACAGCACGAUCUUGAUCUUCAGCGGCGGCGCUACGAAACAAAGCCUUACGCCAUUGAGUGAAGCACGCUCUUAUUACCAUGCAGCGCUGGCUGAUGAGCUUGCUCAAGGGCAUAUCGGCGGCGGACGUGCCCACCAGCUAUACAGCCAAGGGCGCAUACUCCUCGAAGAGCAUGCCACAGACUCUCUUCAGAACCUACUGUUCAGCAUCCUGUUAUUCCGGCAGACUAUCGGACGUUAUCCAAAAAACAUCCGCGUCAUUACACAUGCAUUCAAAUCGAGACGGUUUCUAGAGCUACAUGCACCCGCAAUUUCAUGGCCGCAAGAUCGCAUCCAAGUACAGGGUAUGGACCCGGUCAUGUCAAGUGCCGACAUAGAAAGCACCUUGAAAGGCGAAGAAAAGCUUGGGUACGCUCCCUGGCAGGAGGAUUCGCUUGGGACAGGAGAGCUGUUGAGCCGGAAGAGGAAGCAAAGAGGAUGGAGUGACGUAGACGCUCAGAAGCUCACGGAGGGACUGGAAGAGAGUGUCAUCAAGUUACUUGAUGGUGAGACUUCAGAGGAGCUGCCUUGGACACGCAUGCCCAAGCGAGAAGUGAAGACUUCCACAAGACCUCCGCCGUUUCGCUACUAG